Condylostylus longicornis is the source of this 937-nucleotide messenger RNA. Its product is annotated as protein snakeskin-like. Bases 165 to 665 code for a protein of 166 amino acids. Gene Ontology annotation, biological process: septate junction assembly. NCBI's taxonomy places the organism in Eukaryota, Metazoa, Arthropoda, Insecta, Diptera, Dolichopodidae. The transcript has a single exon. The record is from RefSeq and is a predicted model, not a curated record.
GCUGAGUAAUAUUUCCUUGCUUUAUCGAAUUUUAGUAUUCGAUUAACUUUGAAAGUUAAAAAAUUCAAUUCGAAACGGUAUUUUAAAUCAAAAAAAUUAAUUACACUUCGAAACUAAUUUGAAACGAAUUUUUAAAUUAUACAACAAGAAAAAAAAAUUAAAAAAUGGUUGAUGUUGAAACAAUUGCAUCAAUAUUUGUUAAAUUAUUUAAAUUACUAUUAAAUAUAAUUGUAUUAGUACUUUAUCGUACUGGUGAUGGUGGUUAUUUUUUGGGUGUUGCUGGCACAUGGAAUCUAAAUGAAGAGAAAGGUGCUGAUGCUGAAAUUGUUGCAUCUGGUGUAUUUGUCGGUUAUUUAAUAUAUACAAGUGUACAAUUGAUAGCAUUUAUGUUUGGUACAACAAAACAUAAACGUGAAUUAUCUGAUACAAUUAUGAAUUUUGUUGGAACAUUCUUAUGGUUAGCUGUUGGUGGUGUUGCAUUACAUUAUUGGAGUGGUUAUUUAGCUGAUCAUGAUUUCUUAUAUGUUGCAACUGAAAGACAAAUUGGACUUGCAUUAGGUUCAAUAUCAGUUCUAUCUGCUGCUUUAUAUUUAUUGGAUACGGUAUUGGCUUUUGUACAUUUUGCUAAAGAUGAUACAAUAGAAUACAAAGUAGCUCCACAUUAAAAUAAUAUGGGUAGAAAUUCGAGUAAAUUCUUUUAUGUACCUAUAGUUUUGUAAUAUUUUUUUAUAAUAAAAGUAUUUUUCACGUAUUUUUUAAUAAGAAAAAAAAAAAUAUAAAUGUGACAAUAUGACUAAUCCUAAAUAUAUGCAAUUUAUUGUAUUUGUAAGUGUAAUUUUUUUAAAUAUUUUUAAAUAAAGAAAAAAAAGAAUGUUGUAUGACUAAUUCGAUUUGUUUAUGUUUAAAAAUAUUUACAGAUAAAGAUAAUAACAGAUAA